AUGAAGGCAACGAACAAAAUCCUCAGCAGCUCUAUUUCCCCUCCUCAACCCCAAUACAAAGAAAGCAGCAGCAGCAUAAGUAGGAGCAGCAGCAGCAGCAGCAGCGACAGCAGCAGCAGCAGCGACAGCAGCAAGGGAAGGAGAAGGCAGCAGACCCGCGCAGCUUCCCCCAAGGGAAGGGGGCCUCCCCAGUACCCUUCUAAGGGCCCCCGGGGGCCCCAGGGGCCCCCGCGAAGCAAAACAAAGACAGCAGAUGCUGCCGUAUUGACUGAGUCCUCCUCCUCCCCCUCAGCAGCAGCAGCUGCUGCAGCAGAAGCAGCAGCAGCAGCAGGAGCAGCAGCAGCAGCAGAUGAUGCAUGCAGCAAACAAAGAGCGGCAGUGAAAGACAAUGAGAAGCAGGAGCAGCAGCAGCAGCAGCAUGAGCUGCAGCAGGAGCACCAGCGGGAACUGCAGCAGCAACAGCAGGAGCAGCAGGAGCAGCAGAAGCGUGCUGCUUCGCUUGAGCAUAUCACCUCUCCAAGAGUUCCUGCUGCUGCUGCUGCUGCUGCUUCUGCUGCUGCUGCUGCUGCUGCUGCUCCGGGUGUAUCUGCUGCUUCUUUAGAGGGGCCCCCAUCAGGUGCACAUACACCUGAGAAGACACCGCGCAGCCUCCCAGCAUGCAUGCAGCAGCAGCAGCAGCAGGAAUGGCUGCUGCUGCUGCAGCAGAAAGCAGAAGCAUCAAGGAUUCAAAGAAUCAAAGAAAGACGCAGAGACGCAUCCACGCGAAGCGCAGCAAACUCCCCCCGACCAGCAGCAGCAGCAGCAGCAGCAGCAGCAGCAGCCCCUUGGGGGCCCCCUCAGGGGCCCCCCAAGGGCCCCUCUCCUAAGAGUCCCCCCAAAGGACCCUCUCAGCAGGGGCCCCCGAAGGGGCCCCCACACAAAGGGCCCCCCAUGGGGGCCCCCAAGGGGCCCCCCAAGGGGCCCCCCAAGGGGCCCCCCAAGGGGCCCCCCAAGGGGCCCCCCGGGGGGGCCCCCAAGGGGGCCCCCAGGGAAGUAAUUGAGCAGGGGCCCCCUGGGGGGCCCCACGAGGUUAGCUUGUAUGCUGCUGCUGCAGCAAAAAUUCAGCGGUGGUGGCGGCGAAGGAAAGCGGAGAAAGUGUUUGUAGAUAUAGUGAAGAUGAAGCAGAGACACAGAGCAAAGCAGCAGCAAGUAAGAAGAAUACAGAUGCAGCAGCAGCAGCAGCAGCAGCAACAGCAGCAGCAGCAGCAGCAGCAGCAGCAGGUGGUGGGGUUUGUUGUGCCUGGAUUUCUCCCUAUAAAAAAAAUCCUCAGCAGCUCUAUUUCCUCUCCCCAAGCCAAAUACAAAGACAGCAGCAGCAGGAGAAGUAGCAGCAGCAGCAGCAGCAGCGACAGAAGCAGCAGCAGCAGCGACAGCAGCAGGGGCAGGAGAAGGCAGCAGAAGACCCGCGCAGUGGGGGGCCCCCCAGGGGCCCCCAAGGGAAGGGGGCCUCCCCAGGCCCCUUCUAAGGGCCCCCGGGGGCCCCAGGGGCCCCCGAGAAGCAAAACAGAGACAGCAGAUGCUGCUGUAUUGGCUGAAUCCUCCUCGUCCCCCUCAGCAGCAGCAGCAGCAGCAGAAGCAGCAGCAGCAGCAGCAGCAGCAGCAGAUGAUGCGUGCAGCAAACAGCCCCCAAAGCGAGCUGAGAACGAACAAAAACGAUUAAGAGAAAGAGAGGCAGCGAAAGAUAAUGAGCAGCAGCAGCAGCAGCAACAGCAGCAACAGCAGCAGCAGCAGCAGGAGCACCAGCGGGAACUGCAGCAGCAACAGCAGCAGCAGCAGGAGCAGCAGAAGCGUGCUGCUUCGCUUGAGCAUAUCACCUCUCCAAGAGAGACAGAUAAAGAGACAGUUGCUGUUGCUGCUAGGAAAGCUCUCGUCGCCUCUGCUCCUCAGUUCGUGCCGGUGAUAGACAAAAAACAAAAUGUACUUAUACUCUUUAAGGGGGGCCCCAAGGGGGGGCCCCCCAGGGGGGCCCUAGCUGAAACAAAGAACAGCAGCAGCAGCAGCAGCAGCAGCAGCAGCAGCAGAAGCAACAGCAGCAACAGCAGCAAGAGUCAGCAAGAAGACACUGAUGGGGGUGGGAGUGCAUACAGACAACCAGAGCCAAAGAUAGAGAAGAAGAUAGAUAAUAAAGAAAUAAAUAAAGAGAAAGAAAAAGAAAAGAAAGGAGACAGCACCUGGGAGGGACUGCCGGCUAUUGUGCUGAACAGGCCCAGCGACAUCUCCUCAGAAGGAGAGAGCAGCGACAGCAGCAGCAGCAGCAGCAGCAGCAGCAGCAGCAGCAGCAGGAGCAGCAGCAUAGACUCACAAGAUGAAGAAAUACGAGAAGCGAUGAAGGAGACAGAUAGAAGAAUGGAGACAGAGAAAAGAAAAGAGAUAGAUAAAGAGAUAGAUAAAAAAGAAAGAGAAAAGGAGACAGAAAAAGAAGAGAAAAAGAAAACAGAAAAAAAAACAAAUGAAGAGGCUGCUGUACACACACGCGUUCAUCCUCGUAUUGCUUCUGAUUCAAAGAAAGAAAAAACUGCUGCUGCUGCUGCUGCUGCUGCUGCUGCUGCUGCUGACGAUGAUGGUGAUGAUGUGAAGCAGCAGCAGCAACACAAACAGGAGCAGCAGCAGCGGGACGAUGACGAUAGGAAGAGAUACAGACACACAGCGGCAGAAACACCAUCUAGCAGCAGCAGCAAGAGCAGCAGCAGCAAGAGCAGCAGCAGCAAGAGCAGCAGCAGUAGCAGCAGAAAGAAAGAAAGGAGGCGCAAAAUAGGAAGAGAGAUAGACACACUGCAGCAGAUACACCAUCUAUCAGCAGCAGCAAGAGCAGCAGCAGCAAGAGCAGCAGCAGUAGCAGCAGAAAGAAAGAAAGGAGGCGCAAAAGCGCCUUGCUGCAUCCAAACUGGCAGCAGCAGCAGCAGCAGCAACAGCAGCAGCAGCAGCAGCAGCAGCAGCAGCAACUGUCUCGGCAUGCAGCUCUGCUGA
This is a messenger RNA of Eimeria mitis, 3006 nucleotides long. RefSeq lists its product as uncharacterized. Lineage: Eukaryota; Apicomplexa; Conoidasida; Eucoccidiorida; Eimeriidae. Bases 1 to 3006 code for a protein of 1001 amino acids. The record is from RefSeq and is a predicted model, not a curated record. The transcript is spliced from 4 exons.